GCGCUUAUCACCCUGCGACUGCCCUUUGAGCCGCGCUCCUCGCGGAGUUCGCGCAUCGGUGUACCCCUGUCACCACUUGCAUCCCACUUCCGCACUCCGAUCUCCAUACACGUCGAUUGUUGACGAUCGCCCCCGGUGCAUGGGGUAGAGAGCAAAGAUGGCUCCAGGCGGCGCUGGAAAUAUUAAGGUGGUGGUGCGAGUGCGGCCUUUCAAUAGUAGAGAAAUCGAGCGCGGCGCAAAAUGUAUCAUUUCCAUGAAAGGUCCUCAGACCGUUAUCACGGCACCACCCGGCGCACAGGAUACAUCGUCACGAAAAGGCGGGAAAGGAGCUGUUGAAGGGCCAAAGGUGUUCGCCUUUGAUCGAUCAUAUUGGUCAUUCGAUAAGAAGGCACCGCAUUUCGCUGGCCAAGACGACCUCUUCGAUGACUUAGGUUCUCCGCUUUUAGACAAUGCCUUUGGUGGCUAUAACAACUGUAUUUUCGCAUAUGGUCAGACCGGUUCAGGAAAAUCAUACUCUAUGAUGGGUUAUGGCAAGGAAUAUGGUGUCAUUCCGCGAAUUUGCCAGGACAUGUUUGAGCGAAUUGUCGCAAUUCAGAAGGACCAAUCUUUGAACUGCACAGUUGAGGUGUCAUACCUGGAAAUCUACAAUGAACGAGUACGAGAUCUGCUCAACCCGUCAAAUAAGGGCAAUCUGAAGGUCCGUGAGCACCCGUCUACUGGUCCAUACGUCGAAGACCUGGCCAAACUCGUGGUCCGCUCCUUCGAGGAGAUUGAGAACUUGAUGGACGAGGGUAACAAGGCCCGAACGGUUGCCGCAACGAACAUGAACGAAACCUCGAGUCGAUCACAUGCCGUCUUCACCCUGACCCUAACACAAAAGAGACACGACAAUGAGACAUCAAUGGACACCGAGAAGGUGUCGAAAAUCAGUUUGGUUGAUUUGGCAGGUUCAGAACGAGCUAAUUCAACGGGUGCUACUGGUGCACGAUUAAAGGAGGGUGCGGAGAUCAACCGUUCCUUGUCAACGCUUGGUCGUGUCAUUGCUGCCUUGGCGGAUGUCUCUGCCGGAAAAAAGAAGAAUGCCUCCAUGGUUCCUUACCGUGAUUCAGUGCUCACAUGGUUGUUGAAGGAUUCAUUGGGUGGUAACUCCAUGACAUCUAUGAUUGCAGCCAUUUCUCCUGCAGACAUCAAUUUCGAGGAAACUCUUGGUACUUUGCGAUAUGCCGAUUCCGCCAAACGAAUCAAGAACCAUGCCGUUGUGAACGAAGAUCCAAAUGCACGCAUGAUUCGUGAGUUGAAGGAAGAAUUGUCACAGCUCCGAUCCAAGCUGGGAGGCGGAGUAAUACCAGGAACAGCCGGUGCAAUCGGUGGUGUGGGAGCUACUGCAGAGGAAUCUUAUCCCCCUGAUACGCCGCUGGAGAAACAAAUGGUUUCUAUCCAACAGGCAGACGGAAGUGUCACGAAAGUCAGCAAGGCCGAGAUCGUGGAACAGCUCAACCAGAGUGAAAAGCUUUACAAAGAUCUCAAUCAGACUUGGGAGGAGAAGCUGCAAAACACUGAGCUUAUUCACAAGGAACGUGAAGCUGCGCUGGAGGAACUCGGUAUCAAUAUUGAAAAAGGCUUCAUUGGACUGAGUACACCGAAAAAGAUGCCCCAUUUGGUCAACCUCAGCGACGAUCCCCUUCUCGCCGAAUGUUUGGUGUACAACAUCAAGCCAGGCACCACCACAGUUGGUCACAUGGACCAAGGCCAAAGUGUCGAGAUUCGAUUGAAUGGAUCCAAAAUCCUUGAAAAGCACUGCACAUUCGAGAAUGUGGACAAUAUUGUGACAAUUGUGCCCACGGAAGGAGCUGCCAUCAUGGUCAACGGUAUGCGGGUUGACAAGCCAACACGACUGAAGAGUGGUUUCCGAAUUAUUCUUGGUGACUUCCACAUCUUCCGAUUCAACCACCCCCAAGAAGCCCGAGCCGAACGUGUUGAGCAGAGCUUAUUGCGUCACUCCGUUACCACCAGUCAGCUCGGAUCACCUGCGCCUAACAAAACCCAUGAUCGGAAUUUGAGCAAGACCGGAUCUGAAGUGGAUGGUGAUUCAACCGGGACAGACUCACCGAUGCCGUCACAACGUGGCCGUGAAUCGGAUUGGUUCUUAGCUCGCAGAGAGGCUGUGAAUGCCAUGGUUGGACCGGAUCAGAUUUCUCAUCUGCCAGACGAUGAGCUGGAUACUCUGUUUGAGGAUGUGCAAAAGGUUCGAGCGGGCCGGCGUGGCCUGCCAGAAAACGAGGAAGACUCCGACUCCAUCAGCUCUUUCCCCAUUCGAGACAAGUACAUGUCUAACGGGACAAUUGACAAUUUUUCUCUUGACACCGCCAUCACAAUGCCCAGCACCCCAAAGCAUACUGACGAAGAAGAGUCAGGAACUGCUUCGCUCAACCAAGCUCGUCAGGACAUGCAGCGGCAGCUGGAUCGUCGCAAGGAAGAAUUCCAAGAAAAACUGAAGUCCGUGGAAGCAUCCUCUACCCCCGAUUCCCCAGAGCUCCGAACCGAGAAAGAGCGCAUGGAAGAGGCUCUGCGAAGCGCCAAAGAAGAAUUUGAGGAGCAACUGAGAAAGCAAAAAGAGGUAUUCGAAACUCAAAUGCGAGAUAUGGGCAAACCAAUCCCACAAAUCUUCGAAAAUGGCUUUACUAAGCUGGACGAUCGCGAACUUGGCGUUGCACGAUCGGUAUUUGGCCGCUGGUCCCAGCGCAACUAUGUUCGCAUGGCGGAGAAGAUCCUGCAACAUGCCUCGCUCAUUAAGGAGGCACAGAUUAUGAGCCACAUCAUGGAUAAGCAUGUGGUUUUCCAGUUCGCCAUUGUCGACCAUGGCCACAACAUGGAGUCGUCAUAUGAUCUUGUGCUGAACGGAAUAUCUGGAGACGAGGACAUCCUGCUAGACGAGGCUAAGAAGCCUUGUGUGGCAGUACGCGUAAUUGACUACAAGCAGUCCGUGAUUCAUCUUUGGUCAAUUGAAAAGCUCCAGCGUCGCGUUCAGGCCAUGCGCCAACUACAUCAAUACAUCGAUCGUCCCGACUACAUUCAACACUUCAAACUCGACAACCCUUUCUCCGAACCGUGUUCACCUCAGUACUCUCUCGUUGGCGAUGCCGAUAUACCCCUGACGGCCGUUUUUGAGACCCGCGUGCAAGACUUCUCCAUCGAAAUCACGUCACCAUACACUCAAAAUGUCGUCGGAAUCAUUCGACUCUCACUCGAGCCAUCCUCUGCCCAGGCACCGUCGUCAACUCUGAAAUUUAACGUCGUCAUGAGGGACAUGGUCGGGUUUGCAGAGUGGGAGGGGUCUGAUGUACAUGCACAGUUGUUCGUCCCAGGCAUUUCAGAGGAAGGAGGCGCAACCACAACUCAGAUGAUCAAUGGGUUUGAGGAUAGCCCGGUCCGGUUUGAAAGCGUGCACAGCAUGAGCUUGCCACUCUCGAGUCCUCGGACAGCCGCAUUGAAGGUCUGUGUCUACGCUUGUGUGACUUCAGUCCAUCUUGAUAAGCUACUGAGCUGGGACGAUAUGCGUGACUCGGCAGAGCCUUUGCCACAAAAGCGCACUGCUCCUCGAAUUGCCGAAUCUGAAUUUUAUUCCGAGGAACGGCACGACGUCUUUGCUCGAAUCCAGAUUCUGGAAAUGGCUGAGUCUGGUGAAUACCUCCCCGUGGAGGUUGUCCAAAGCAGCAGUCUUGAUGCUGGCACAUCUCAGCUUCACCAAGGGCUGCAACGCCGAAUCUCCAUCAACAUGACCUACAGCUCGACCGAAAGUCUCCCAUGGGAUGACAUAAACAACAUUCGCGUGGGAUCUGUUCGCCUUCUCGAUCCAUGGGGAAAGAUCCCAGACCAGGAUUUCCAGACUCCGGACGUUCCCUUGAAGUUUGUUCAAGAGCCAAUGGUCAGGGACAACGCCGAUGGAACCUCGCAUGUGACAAUCGUGGGUCAGUGGGACUCAAGUCUUCACGGCUCUCUCUUACUUGAUCGAGUGACGGCAGAAAAGUACCGGGUACAAGUGACAGUUCGCUGGGAUCUUGUUUCAAGUCGUCUUCAGAACCCCGUUGUGUUCGAGGCCGAUCAGACCCUUCAAAUCCAGGGCCGUACCUAUGUCCGCCAGCAGUCAAUGUUCAAGCAAUUCUGGAACUCUAUUCGUGUUGUGCAUUCGACGACCCGGAUGUACUCCUUGGUCAUUCGUCCAAUCUCCGCCAAGCGCGCCGCUGACCUGUGGCGCAUGAACACACAGAAUGACUAUGUCAAGGGGGAGGAGCUAUUGACUACCUGGGCACCCCGAAAAGUCUCUCUGGUGCGCGACUACAUUGCCGCUCGUAAGCGUAGACUACGUGUGGCCGAACUCCAUGCUGCCCGAGGCGCUCUCAGUGCAGGCAGUCUGAACGCAUCCUCGGCUCGCAGUGGAAAGUCCACCCCAAUGCGCGGCACAGAUCUCAAUGAACGCAAGUCAAAACUACUUCAGAAGUACCUUGAUCUGUGGUCGCUCAAGCAGGAUCCCACCGAAGCGAUCCUGAUCCGAAGUAAUACCGAACCCCCUACAGAUGGAGCGGCGAGUGCGUCGUACAUCAAGAACUCAAAUGAUGCCAAUGGCUUCUCUGACAAGGUGUCACUCAAGCCUCGCUUUGUGGCAACCAUUCAAACCCUUCCCAAAAAUCCUUCCGCCUUGAAAACGGGCUACGUGCUUACCCCCGAUGACACAAACAAUGUCUGGGUUCGCCGUUUCGUGGAGCUCCGCAGGCCGUACCUCCACAUCUACUCUGUCCCAGAGGGCGACGAGAUCAACGCAAUCAACCUCCGCAACUCGCGAGUGGACCAUGCUCCCGACUUUGCCAGACUACUCGACGGAUCUGGAGCUGGAGCGGACCGCUCACUAUCCGCUAAGGGACGACCGAAUAUUUUCGCCGUCUAUGGAACCCAGAAUACGUUCCUCUUCGCUACUCGUACCGAGGCGCAAAAAGUGGAAUGGAUCCUGAAGAUAGACGAGAGCUACUUCAAUAGCAACAGUCCCAGCGCGGCUGCAAGCAGUGAUGACCGAUGA
This is a messenger RNA of Penicillium antarcticum, 5071 nucleotides long. Its product is annotated as kinesin-3 motor protein uncA. Gene Ontology annotation, cellular component: kinesin complex; microtubule. The transcript is spliced from 2 exons. Gene Ontology annotation, molecular function: ATP hydrolysis activity; microtubule motor activity; ATP binding. NCBI's taxonomy places the organism in Eukaryota, Fungi, Ascomycota, Eurotiomycetes, Eurotiales, Aspergillaceae. The record is from RefSeq and is a predicted model, not a curated record. Gene Ontology annotation, biological process: microtubule-based movement; cytoskeleton-dependent intracellular transport. Bases 158 to 5071 code for a protein of 1637 amino acids.